Messenger RNA from Aspergillus novofumigatus IBT 16806, 11598 nucleotides. It is a transcript of the gene nrps12, whose product is annotated as nonribosomal peptide synthetase fmqA. The transcript has 7 exons. NCBI's taxonomy places the organism in Eukaryota, Fungi, Ascomycota, Eurotiomycetes, Eurotiales, Aspergillaceae. Gene Ontology annotation, cellular component: cytoplasm. The record is from RefSeq and is a predicted model, not a curated record. Bases 67 to 11598 code for a protein of 3843 amino acids. Gene Ontology annotation, biological process: amino acid activation for nonribosomal peptide biosynthetic process; secondary metabolite biosynthetic process. Gene Ontology annotation, molecular function: phosphopantetheine binding; catalytic activity.
GCCUACCUACUUAUCCUAGAUAUACCUCGAACCAUCCCAGCGAUCAACGCUACUCUAUAUCAAACCAUGGCGCACUCGUGGGAUCAGACACUCUCGAAUGCCGACUGUCUGUUUCCGACUGUGAGAGCCACAAAAGGGCAACGGGCGGAAUGGGCGAGUGAACAGAUAUCACCUGCUCUCGUAAGGGAAAGUGUUCAGUUUUGCCAGAAGGCAAAUGUUCAGCUGUCCCUUCUCCUGGCCACUGCAUGGGCGGUGAUCCUCCGGCGGUAUGCGGAGGUUGACCAAGUCCAGAUUGGCCAGCAAAGGCUAACCCAUACUGAAGAGGCUUCAGCCAAGAUGGGUUGCAAAUUACAAAUGAUGCUCAUGUCAACAUCCAUGGCAAAUGUCGUGAGUGUGCGGGAGCUUUUUGACCCGGGACGUUGGGCCAUGUCCGCUCCCAAUCCCGAGACGCUCCAUGCUUUCAACAGCGGCAUGAUCAUCUGUGAGGGGGAUAUAAAGCAGAUCGACACCUCUAAAGAAUUGGAAUCUGGGGAAGAGCCUCAAGUUUAUGUUGCAUACAAAAUGCCGAUGGUUGCACCAGAGCAGGCCGAACAUGUUUCCACCACUUUCACACAGGUCGUUUCUGUGAUCCUGCAGGACAGUGAAAUUGCCCCAGGCCAUAUUUCGCUAGUCAGCCAAGCACAGAUGGCACGGAUUACUGAGUGGAAUGGCCGAAAGUUCACGCAACCAACGGUGCCUUUCCUUCAUCAAAUUAUCCGCAAACACUCCUUUUUCAAACCAAACCAGCCGGCUAUAGAAGCGUGGGACGGGAGCUUAACUUACAAUGAACUCGAUGAAGCCGCCGGCCGCCUCGCCGCACAGUUGGUAGGGCGGGGAAUUUGCCCUGGCCAUCUGGUGCCCGUGUGCUUUGAAAAGUCCCUGUGGGCUGUGGUAGCAAUGCUUGCCAUCAACAAAACCGGGGCUGCCUUUGUUCCUUUGGAUCCUUCCCAACCCAGAAAUCGCCUUCAAAACAUCGCUCGACAGCUGACGUCUCCCCUAGGGCUCGCUUCUGCGGACCAUCGCGAUACAUUGGGAGAAGCUAUACCCUCUGUACUUGAGGUGUCAGAUGAGACACAGGUAUCGCAACCCGCUCCCCCACAUCAUGAACCCGACAUAUUGAUUACGGCUGAGGCUCACGGGGCCGCUUAUUGUCUAUUUACCUCGGGAAGUACCGGUGAACCAAAAGGUUGUGUGGUGGAUCAUACGGCUCUGGCCAGUAUUACGAGCCACAGCGCUGGUUUGCAUCUGUCACCAAGCAGCCGUGUGCUCCAAUUCGCAUCUUUUAGCUUUGGAGUAUCUCUAAUCGAAGUCUGGUGUACUUUGGCGAGUGGCGGGACCGUGUGCAUUCCCUCUGCUUCAGAUCGUAUCAACCAUUUAGCAAAGAUUAUCAGGACCAUGCGGAUCAACUGGACGAUAUUGACUCCCACUACACUUGGUACUCUGCAUCCUAAAGAGGUACCAAGUCUCAAGACCAUUAUAGUGGCCGGAGAGCCACUCAAGCAGAGCCAAAUCCUGCAAUGGAUGGAAGCCGUGAACUUGUAUCAAGGAUACGGUUUCACUGAAUGGGCCGGAAUCUGUUGUGUUUCUCCAAGAAUAGAAUCCACUGUGGAUACCGGCCUCAUUGGAAAGCCCGUCAACGCCAAUUCUUGGCUAGUUGACCCCGAAGAUUCUGACAGCCUUGCUGCCAUCGGGGCGGCGGCAGAGCUGGUGGUAGAAGGUCCGAGCCUGGCAUUGGGCUACCUCAACGAUGACGCCAAAACAAAUACCCGAUUUAUAGAGAAUCCCCCAUGGCUGCCAGUCUCGAAAGAAUCAAAAGAUCGGCGCUUCUACAGGACAGGAGAUUUGGUACGUUAUGACUCGGGCGGGACCUUGAGGUUCCUCGGGAGAAAGGACAGACAAGUCAAGAUCCGUGGACAACGUGUGGAACUGGGCGAGAUUGAAUCGCAGAUUGAUCAUGCCUAUCCGGAAUACCGCAAUUCGAUAGUGGAGGGAGUGGUCCCUGUGAAUGGUGACGGGAACAGGGUUCUCGUUGCGUUCAUCCCGUCGGCAAAUCUUAAGACAUUCGCCCCCGGCUCUAAUACGGGGGAUGAGUCCUUGUUGAGCCCACUUGAUAAAAAGAUGCAUGCGGACGUGGUGAUCAAUCGGCUGGAAGCAGAGCUGCCGGACUACAUGGUGCCGCAGAUCUUCGUCUCACUUGAUAAGAUGCCUUUGACUAUCACCGGGAAAAUAGAUCGCAACAAACUCCGCGCGGUCGUCGAGCAGUUACGGCCGACAGAAUGGGACAGACUCCUCGGUCUGACCACGGAUGACCGUCAAUUACCCUCAACCAGGUCAGAGCGUCUAAUUCACAAGCUUGUGACACAGGUUCUCGGCCUAUCGGCCGAGAUUGUGGGGAUGCAACAUGGCUUCUGCGCUCUUGGGGGCGACUCAGUUCUCGCAAUGAAGCUAGUCGGGCUUGCGAGGCAUCAAAACCUUCAGCUAUCGGUUCAGCACAUUCUCAGAUCCUCUUCGUUGGUCGAGAUGGCCACUCAAAUGGAGGACUUGAACGAGUGUCUCCAAGCCGAAAUAACGCCACCGCCCUUUUCUCUUCUUAACGCUGGUAUGCUAGACACCCUCACCACCCUGGCGGCCGAAAGAUGUCGAGUAAAGCCGGAAAGGAUUGAGGACAUAUACCCAUGCACACCUCUUCAGGAGGGCAUGAUGGCACUAGCCGCGCGGAGACCCGGUGCUUAUGUUGCGCGAUUUGUCUACCGGGCCUCCCCUUCUACCGACCCUGACCGAUUACGCUCGGCAUGGGAGAUGGCAGUGGCUGCGAAUCCCAUUCUGCGCACGCGCAUCAUACGUCGUGCUUCGGCCGGAACCAUCGCGACUACUUCCAACGGACACACUCUUGAAAAACGUGUCGAUGGUUCCCUGCACCUUAUACUGAACAUGCACCACGCCGUGUGUGAUCGGUGGUCCUCUCUGCUCAUCCACAGGCAGGUGGAAGAUGCAUACAAAGGUAAAGAACUAGCGCUCACUCCAUUCAGCCCUUUCGUUAGGUAUCUUUGUACGUGCACCAAUGACAGAGCCAAAGAAUACUGGACAUCAGAACUUGCCGGCCUGGAGGGUGACCAAUUUCCUUCGCUACCGUCAGAGAGCUAUGUUCCCAACCCCGCCCAAACCAUGGAGCAGUUGAUUCAAUAUCGAGACGCAAUUCCCAGAGGCUACACGUUGUCAAGCAUCCUCCGAUUGACCUGGGCCUUAGUCCUCGCCCGUUACACCAGUUCAAAAGAUUUAGUCUUUGGUGUCACAGUGACCGGCCGAGCUGCGCCGCUCAGCGGCGUCGAAGAGAUGACUGGCCCAGCAAUUGCCACUGUUCCUGUCAGGGUGCAGCUCUAUGAGAAAGACACCAAUCUGGACGUACUGCAGCGGAUUCAAAAUCAAACCAUCGGAAUGAUCCCAUUUGAGCAAACUGGGCUACAAUACAUCCGGCACUAUAGCCGCGACUGCAUGCAUGCGUGUUCCUUCCGAAGCCAUUUUACCGUUCAACCGGCAUGGCCGGAGAACAUGCAGGACGAUGGCGAAACAAUCCUCACUAUGUGCUCCGCGGGCCCAGCAAUCCCGCAUGGAUUCUCUUCGUACGCGCUGAAUGUCAUGUGUCAGCUUGCGGAAACGCAAGAAAUCAGAGUGUCUGUGGAUUUCGAUACUGAGGUGGUCUCCGCUUUUCAGAUGAAGCACAUUCUCGCUCACUUCGAGCAUUUGCUGCAGUAUAUUCUUGCAUGCCCCGAUCAGCUAGUCGAUGCAAUUUCACGACUGAGCCCUCUAGAUAUGGUGCAGUUGCGCCAAUGGAAUGGCUCUGUACCGCCUUCUGAAGCCGCGUGUGUUCACGAUCUGAUUCAGAGACAUGUGGUCAACGCGCCCGAUUCACCAGCGAUUCAUGCGUGGGAUGGCAGUCUCACAUAUGCACAACUAAACGCUCUUUCCAACCGACUAGCUACAGAAUUGAUCGCAGACGGCGUUGGCCCCAAUGUUUUCGUUCCCCUCUGCUUCGAGAAGACCUUCUGGACGACCGUGGCCAUGCUAGGAGUAAUGAAAGCGGGGGGUGCUUUCAUCUUACUGGAUCCAUCGCAACCAGUGCAGCGUUUAAAAACGCUCUGUCAGCGCGCUGGUUGCACCCUCGCUCUGGCCUCCGCGGAGAAGCAAAGCAUCGCUGCUGAAUUGGUACCCAAUAUCAGGGUUCUGGACCAGAAACAUAAUGGCAGUGUAGCACGUACCAGUGUUGGAAAGUUCGCCGACGGUAGGGCUCAGCCCAACUGUGCCCUGUAUGUCGUUUUCACUUCGGGCACAACAGGCGUUCCGAAAGGGGUCGUGGUGGAGCAUAGGUCCUACUGCACCGCUGCACUGGCCCAUAACGUGUGUUUCCAGAUCAACAAUCGAUCGCGAGUCCUGCAGGUGGCUUCAUACGCUUUUGACGCAAGCGUGCUGGAGACUUUGAGUACAUUGAUCGCCGGAGGAUGCGUGUGCAUUCUCUCAGAAGAACAACGACAGAAUGCGCUGGCCGAAACGGCGGCGGGGAUUCACCCAACCCACACUUAUCUGACCCCAUCUCUGGCCAGAUUAAUUAUUGCGCAGACGCAAAGCGAGAAGACGACAUUCACCGGGACUUUGAUCAGUGUCGGAGAGCCCAUGACCAAAUCAGACGUCCGUCAAUGGGCAGCAAAGCCAUGGAAGCUGAUGAACGGGUAUGGGCCUGCUGAAUGCUCAGCCAUCACAACCGUACAAGACACAGUUAACUGUGAGUCUGACCCUCACAAUAUUGGAAUUCCUCGGGGCGGACGGUGCUGGCUGGUGGACCCAAAUGAUCACCAACGGCUCGUCCCGGUUGGAGCAGUCGGAGAGGUACUGAUCGAAGGACCGAUUGUUGGCCGUGGUUAUCUGAACGAUCCCGAGCGCACCUCUGCAGCAUUCAUUCAAUCUCCCUCGUGGCUGGCGAACUUCGACCGUGUUGAGGAGUCUUCGUCGCGACUCUACAAGACGGGCGACCUGGCUCAAUAUGCGUCAGACGGGUCCCUGCUUUUUCUGGGGCGUAAAGAUACCCAAGUGAAGCUGCGCGGCCAGCGCCUAGAACUAGGCGAAGUUGAGAGCCAACUGCGCCAAUGCUUUCCAGGGUUGAUUGAUGCGGUAGUGGAGAUGUUCAAGUCUUCUAGCCGCUCAUACCUUGUUGCUUUUCUUUUGACUUCCCCGAGUCCCCAGGACGCGGCGGAUGGUGAGCUCCUGGCCGAGCCUACUCCGGAGUUUCAAGCAAUGGUAGCUGCGACACGGAACAGAUUGCAGCAAGUCCUCCCAGACUUCAUGGUCCCAGACGUGUAUGUCCCCAUGCGAGAACUGCCUCUAAACGCCGCAGGCAAGACGGACCGCAGGCGACUUCGAGACCUGGCGUCUCAACACUCGUGGGAUCAGCUGGUGACGUCCUGCAGACAUGUUCGCGAGAAACGAAAACCUCAGACACAGAUGGAGUGUGACCUGCAGAGAAUCUGGGCGCAUGUUCUGAAUCGUUCGCUCGAUAGCGUCGGGGCCGAUGACAGUUUCUACGAGCUGGGCGGAGACUCGAUUACAGCCAUGCACGUCGUCUCUCAAGCCCGAAACGAAGGCAUUAUAAUGUCAGUUGAACAGAUCGUUCGGUACAAUAAUCUUUCAGAGAUUGCUCAGCAUUGCCGUUCGAUGGAGCGACUGGAGGGUGACGGCGACGACGACGACGACGACGACGACGACAGGCUUUUCGCCCUCUCCCCAAUGCAGCAAAUGUUCUUCGAAACCCAACGGAACGAUUGGGACCACUACUGCCGACGGUUCCUGGUGCGGGUAACUGAGCCGAUCAAGUUCGCUUCGCUGGAAGCUGCCGUGCUAGCCCUAGUACGCAAGCAUCCUAUGCUCCGCGUUCGGUUUGCCCGUCAACUGAACGGGGUCUGGCAACAGUCGAUCACCAGCACCAUCGAAUCCUCGUUCCGAUGUGAUACACAUACCCUGACAGCGAGGGCUUCAUUACAGGAAGUAGUGUGGCGGAGCGCUCGUCGCAUCAACAUCCAGCAUGGGCCCCUACUGUGUGUGGACCUGAUCAACGUAACGGAGGACGGCAGUCAGCGUCUGUGCUUGGUGGCGCACCAUUUGGUUGUUGACUCCGUAUCCUGUCGUAUCCUCCUGGGAGACCUUGAGUCUGCUCUCCGGCUCGGCUUGAUACCAGGUAGCAGCCACACUCUUCCAUUGCGGGAGUGGAACCUAAGGCAGAUGCGUCUCCUCAGUGACCGUCUUUCUGAGCAUGUUCCGCCCAGCGUCACACCCCCAUUAGAAAUGGCAAGUAGCUACAACCAUGACGCCGCCGAAUCCUGGGGGAUCUCAGAACAACUGAAUAUAUUCAAGCACACGGUUUGCCAGACAUUCAAGCUUGAUCCCCACAGCACAAAGCGCCUGCUUGGGCCUGCGAACGUCGCGUUUAAUACCCAACCGCCCGAUCUCCUGCUUGCCGCGUUGCUGUACUCUUGGGGCUCGGCCUUCCCGGGUCGCCCCCUGCCGCAGGUGUUCAACGAAAUUGAUGCGAGGGUCUCAGGGGAUCCUCAGGUCGAUAUGUCCCAAACGGUCGGCUGCUUCUCGUCCCUUGCUCCGCUGGUACUGGGUACGGAUGAAGUGGCUGAGAAGGCGGAAGCCCUUUUGGACAUCGUUCGUCGGGUCAAGGAUGCUCGUGCAGCGCUGACGGUCAACGGGCGGGCUUACUUUGCGUCUCACCUUCUUCAUCCGCUAGGUCAAACGGACCUCAGAUGCUCCCACCCGGUGGAGAUCACGUUUCAAUACGUAGGAGCUUUUGAGCAGCUUGAGCGCUCCGAUGCUAUGUUCCAGUCAGAUGAUCUUUACAAUUUAGGGGCACUUGUUGCGGGCGACAGCAUCACGAGAAUAGCACUAUUUGAUAUAGCCGUCUCAGUAGUGCGCGGUUACAUACACGUGCGGAUCACUUACAACAGGUACAUGAAGUCCCAGGAAGACAUCCAGGCCUGGAUCAAGAGGUAUCAGCGAGCGUUAUCCCAGAUAAGUGAGGUAUUGAUUGGCCUCGAGAGGAAAUACACGCUCUCGGAUUUUCCCCUGCUCCGGUUGACAUAUGACCAAUUGGACAAAAUGAUUCACCAGGUUCUGCCGCAGCGGACGAUCUCAGUGAACGCCAUUGACGAUAUAUAUCCCUGUUCACCCAGCCAGCGCGGUAUUCUGGUCGCCCGUACGAAAGGGCACAGCAACUACGAGGUCGAUGUGACCUGGCGAAUUGAAACUCGAGAUGCUGCUUCAAUAGAGCUGGAUCGCUUCAAGAGCGCGUGGCAAAGGGUAGUUGCACGCCAUCCAAUCCUCCGCACAAUCUUUAUCCCCAGCUUAUCGCAAGAAUCAUACAUGGACCAGCUGGUGCUCAAGGACCCGUCGCCAGUGAUAAUCUACCGGAAGCAGGCCGGGACUAGUUCGAUCAAAUCGCUAAUAGACGAACACGAGGAAUUGAUGAGCAGGAAUCUGGAACUCUGCCAUAAACUGGCCUUGGGAAAUGGAAAGAAGGACAAUGAGAUGGUGUGUUGUUUGAGGAUCAACCACGCAAUUAUGGAUAGUGUCACAAUAGGAAUUAUUCAACAAGAUCUGGGGCUCGCAUACGACGACAACCUACCCAGAGGGCAGGCGCCGCGGUACCGGGACUACGUUGCCUACCUGCAGCAGCAGGAUACAGGCCCUGCGAUGGAGUACUGGGGAUCAUACCUGGCCGAUGCAGAGCCUUGCCACUUUCCACGGAUCAACAGCAUCACGAAGCAGGCCAGUGACGAGCGAGGCUCCAGUGUCCUGGUCUUCAACCGCGUUUUUGCUCUCCGGGAAUUCUGUCGGACGAACAAUAUAACUCUUUGGCAUGUCCUCUGUUUGGCAUGGGCCUUGGUAAUGCGAGCCUAUACCAAUUCGGAUCAGGUCUGCUUCGGCUACGCCAAAUCCGCAAGAGACUUCCCAUCGCGGGCAUUGAGAAUCUUACGCACUGCAGAGACUACAACGAGAUUAUCUCGAGGCGCUUCCGCAUCAGUGCUUUCCGCUGUCAAGUAUCCAUCGACUUGUGGGGAACACCGCCCUGUUCAAUACGUCUGUCGCUAUCAAUUCCCGGCAGGCCACACUGCCAGUCCAGGACAGCCAGACUUUACUGUUUUCCAAGGCCUCGAUACAAGAACAGGUUUGAUGGCGAAGGAUCAGGCGGCGAGUGUGAUCGGUGCCGUUGAGAAGGCAAUCUCUGGAAUCAUCACAAACCCGGAUGCUCGCCUAGGGGCCAUUGACAUUUUGAGCGAUCACGACUGGGAGGCUAUGUGGAAAAUAAAUUGCGAUAUACCUACGGGAAUCGAGAGCUGUGUCCAUGAGGUUAUCCAUCAGCGAUGCCGAGAGCACCCCGACAAGGUGGCCGUUCAUGCCUGGGAUCGUUGUUUCACGUACCGACAGCUGGACACACUUUCUUCUCGCCUGGUCCCAGCUUUACAAAGAAGAGGGGUGGGCCCAGAGGUGAUUGUGCCGCUCUACUUUGAAAGAUCUAGUUGGACGCCGGUUGCCAUUUUGGCGGUGAUGAAGGCCGGGGGUGCUUUCAUUCUUCUGGACCCAUCGCAUCCCCACCAGUACUUGAAAAAGAUCUGUGAUGAGGUCCGCUGCCGUCUUAUCUUGUGCUCUCCCAUGUACGUCGAUGCCUGUUGCCAGCUAUCUCCGAGCAUUUUCGUGGUAUCUGGCGACACUAUCCCCAAGGAUGAUGACAGGAUGGCCAUUUCCGCCAGUCGCGUUGGGCCACAUAAUGCAGUAUACGUCGUAUUUACAUCAGGGUCGACUGGUGAGCCAAAGGGGAUCGUCAUUGAACAUCGGCAGUAUGUCUCCGGAGCCAAAUAUCACCUCCCCGGGUACAAUAUUGAACCCUGGACGCGAAUCUUACAAUUCUCCUCUUAUGCCUUCGAUCCUAGUGUACAGGAGCAUAUCAGUACUCUCAUGGUCGGCGCUUGUGUCUGCAUUCCGUCAGAAACACAGCGCUUGAAUGACCUAGUUGGCGCCAUCCGCGACCUGCAAGUCAAUUAUGCCAUCAUGGUACCGUCGCUCGCGCGUCGACUUCGCCGCGAGGAAGUGACCGGCCUGAAAACGCUCACCCUUGUGGGGGAAAGCAUGACUCAAGCUGAUGUGGAGUAUUGGGCUGGCUCAGUCCGCUUGGUCAACGGCUAUGGUCCCGCCGAAUGCUCCGUGGUAUCCGUCAUACAGUCCGGAAUGAGCGUAGACAGUAACCCACAUGACAUUGGAGUCGCGCAGGGCUGUGUCUGCUGGGUAGUCGACCCCGACAAUCAUGACCUGCUGCUUCCAAUGGGAGCUAUUGGAGAGCUACUUAUCGAAGGCCCGCUUGUGGGGCGCGGAUACCUCAAUAACCCCCGUAAGACGGCCGAAGCAUUCAUUACCCCUCCGAAGUGGCUCCAGCCCCUGCGUGCGUCUCAUUCAAGUAGGCUUUACAUGACUGGCGACCUCGUCCGGUUCAACGGGGACGGCUCCUUCCAGUACCUCGGUCGGAAGGACAAACAGGUCAAGAUACGAGGGCAGCGCAUCGAACUCGCCCACGUGGAAGCUCAGGUCCGCCAGUGCUUCGAGGGGGCGCUGGACGCAGUGGUUGAGCUUGCAGCCAUGGCGGGUAGUACCUCGAGGAGGGCUCAGCUGGUGGCUUUGGUUGUCAAUGCCCAGCGGCCAAAAGACAAAAAGGAGAGAGGAAACUGCCUUUUGCAGAAGCCGUCCGAUGACUUUUGCACCAGUGCAGCAGCCGCUACGAUUGCCCUCCGGCAGGCUCUUCCGUCCUCGAUGGUGCCAUCCAUCAUUUUGCCUCUUGUUGAGAUCCCGCGGACGGCAUCUGGGAAGGUCGACCGCAACUCCCUCCGAACGCGGCUGGAAGCUAUGUCACCUAAGGAGCUAGAGCAGUAUCGUCCGGCUGUUUCCUCCUCGUCAAAUCAGGAUGGCUUGGCUGGGCCCGAGAAAGUGCUGCUGCAGCUUUGUGCCGAGGUGCUUGGUCUGGGUCCGGGCAUGCUGGGCGUCAAUGAUAAUUUCUUCCAUAUCGGCGGAGACUCCAUUGACGCCAUGAAGUUGGCGGCGAUAAGUCGAGCUACCGGGUUUGUGGUAAGUGUCGCUGAUAUUUUCGCUCAUCCGGUACUUGCGGACCUUGCGAGCGUCGCGGUUUCAUUCUCAUCCGCAGAUGAGCAGCCUUAUCACCCAUUCUCUUUAGCAGGUAGGAUUCAGAACCCUAGAGAAUCUUUUAAAAAGCAUCAAAGGCGGUGCUCAAAUCUGUCACACGCGGUAUUGGUCGAUGUACUGCCUGUAACGCCGACUCAGCAGGUUUUCAUAGACCGAAAGACAUUCCAUUCUUACCACUUUGCCCUUAAAGGCCGUAUCAACGUUGAUCGACUGCGUCAAGCGUGUGACACCAUGAUGGCACGGUUCCCUUGUUCAGGGGGUCCUAGACAACGUCCGGGCCCCUUCCAUCACCGCUGGGCGGAGAUGGACCCGCUGGCCCAAUGUCGAUCGCAAUGGGAGGUCGAGAUGGCAAAGUUUGACAUCCGAGAUGGGCUUGCUGUGACUUGGACCUUGUUCUCAAGCUCGCCCGUCGACCAUGUCUUUGCCCUCCAGCUGUCCCAUGCCCAGUGGGAUGGGGUCUCAAUCCCAUAUCUCUUCCAGGACCUGGCCGCCGCCUAUAAUAAUAUGCCUUUGCCACCAACAUCCGACUUCACUCUGUAUCUUCACCGGUGCGCAACGCUAGACAGGACUGCUCCACAUCAGUUUUGGAGAGAAUAUCUUCGCGGCUCAUCUCUUGUCACCCCUUUCCCACUGGUACACACCCGCAGCACCGACCAACUCACCACGACGGUGAUGGCGGCCACCAGCAUCCAACUGCCCUCGCUUCCUGCCGGUUUUACCAUGGCCACCCUGAUCAAGGCCGCGGCUGCUUUCUAUCUUGCUCGCCUCCUGGUCCGGAUGGAUAUCGUAUUUGGACAAACAGUCAACGGGCGAAAUAUGACCCUCGAUAACGUGGACAUCAUUCUGGGACCUUGUUUAAACUUCAUUCCAAUACGAGUAACCCUGCGGCUGGCAUGGACAGUGAAGGACCUUCUUGCUCAUGUAUACCAACAACACACCCUGUCCCUUCCUUAUGAUUACAUACCACUCCCAGAGAUCGUUCAGGAAUGCACGGAGUGGCCAGCGGAGUCCGAACUAAGAUUCAUUGUCCAACAUCAGAACAUCCAACUUGAACAGAAGUUGCCGCUGGAAGGCAUCACGGACGUCAAGUACUCGCUCUUCGCGAACUUUGAUCCGUUGAAGGAGGUAUGGGUCUUCUCGGAACCCCAUUCAGAUCGACUGGAGAUCCAGGUCUGUUCCAACAGCAGCGUCUUGACACAGACACAAGCGCAGUUUCUGUCCGAGGAGAUAGCCAAGGUUGUGAUGGUGUUUUCUCGGACCCCUGAUAUGUUGCUUGAUCGUGUUCUGGAACACGUAUGUCCGCACAUGCUACUCCCAAAUUGA